AUGACAGCGGACGACUCACUUGGCAACGUUUUAGUGUUGGGAGGUGUGGGUGUCAUUGGUAGACACUUUGUUCAAUAUAUUCUCGACAAAAAGUUGGCUGACGAUGUUCGAGUGGUCGAUAAAAUGCUCCCACAAACCGCCUUUUUAUCGGCUGAACAUAAGCUUAUGUUCGAAAAAGUGGAUUUCAAACAAAGCAACCUGAUCAAUCCAGAUGCUAUUGCGUCGUGCUUUGACAGAGACGAUGGUCGAGAAUUCGAUUGCGUGUUCAAUUUCGCUGGUGAGCCUAAAUACUCGCAGUCUCCCGAGGUCUACGAGAAACGCAUUUACAUGCUGUCCGUUAAUUGCGCCAAGGAAGCUGUGAAACGUAACGUGAAAGCUUUUAUCGAAAUGUCUUCUUGCGAAGUGUAUGGCGAAAAUGAGAAACCGUCGGAUGAAAUGGCUAAAAUCAAACCAUGGACAGCGAUGGCCAAAUACAAAUACAAAGUAGAAGAAGCACUAAGAGCAAUGCCAGGCCUGAAUUUGGUUGUUCUGCGAUCUGCAUUUGUUUACGGUCCCGGCACGUAUCUUGGAUUAACUCCUCGUUUGAUUAUGGGUCGUAUCUAUAAAUACCUCAACGAAGAAAUGAAGCUGUUAUGGUCGGGAGAUCUGAAAAUGAACACUGUGCACAUCGACGAUGUCGUGAAAGCCUGUUGGUACACCGCCCGCUGGUAUAUUAAAAACAAAAAAUAUCAAGUUGAGCCGAAAGAAGCCAUCACGUUCAACCUCGUUGACAAGCAAGAUACAGAUCAAGAAUUUGUCAACGGCUUCCUACGCGACAUUUACAAUAUCCAGACAGGCUACUACAAUACCUUGAUUUGUACUUUUGCAAAGAUGAACUUGAGUUCAAUUACGGAUGAUAUCAACGAAAAGCAUCUGGCGCCUUGGGCUAAACUGCUGGAAAAAUCCAAAAUUGUCGCUUCACCCCUGUCACCAUACCUCGAUGAAGAGUUUCUGCAAAAUCACAGUCUGCACGCGGACGGAACAAAGAUCGAAUCUAUCGGCUUCACUUACUCGUAUCCGUAUAUUACGCGCGAGAAUGUCAUCCGAAUUAUCGACGAUUUCAAAGCGCAAGGUUUAUGGCCGCAAGACGAUUAA
Molecule: messenger RNA, 1134 nt
Organism: Radiomyces spectabilis
Lineage: Eukaryota; Fungi; Mucoromycota; Mucoromycetes; Mucorales; Radiomycetaceae
Exons: 8
Coding region: 1-1134 (377 amino acids)
Source: RefSeq, a predicted model, not a curated record